UUCAGUUCUCAAUAACCUAUCCUUGGACAAGCUCAUUCAAUCAGUAAUAUGGCCAGAUUCACAUCAAUUGGUAUGGGCCGCAAGAAAUUUGUCGCCUCAGCUGCCGAAGAAGCUCGAGCGACUGUUCAGAAUGAUCAAUCCGGUGAACCAGAUGCCGGCCCUUCCUCGGCUCCCGCCGCCGAGGGCAAGAGCAAUGUAGACGGUUCACAGACAGCUGGUAAGAAGAAGCGAAGAGGAAGGAUCAGGGCGAGGGAUGAGAGUGGGAAGAGGAUUGCGAUCGGGGAGAAGAAGGGGCCUGAUGAUGGCAAGGUUGCGCCUCGAUGGGGCAGAGAUCCAGAGCUUGCUCGACGUUCAAAACUUUCCGCCAAGCACACAGAGGACCGAAAACAACGUCGUAUUGAAGAUCGCAAUGCCAAUGUGACCUGCUUUGCUUGCCGAGGUGUCGGUCACGCCGCUCGAGCUUGCCCGAACAUCUUACUGGCCGCUACCACUGUCGGCGCUCCUGAAGAAAAGGGUGAGGGUGAGGGUCAAAGAGGAGUUGAGAGGAAGGAGGUUGGUAGGAGGAAGGGAGGCAAGAAGGGCGGUGAUGUGACCAGCAACAAGUGCUACAGGUGCAACGGUACAGACCACUCUUUACACCAAUGUCCCGAGCCUGUUGACCCUCAGAACCCCACACCAUACGCCACCUGCUACAUCUGUCUCGGUUCUGGGCAUCUUUCCUCUCUUUGCCCACAAAACAAAAAGGGUGUGUAUGUCAACGGCGGCGCGUGCAAAGUCUGCGGCUCGACCGCUCACCGUGCCAAGGACUGUCCCCAUGACAAGCGCGAAAAGGCUCCAGCGUUCGAGCAAAGAAAGCGGGGUGACAUUGUUUUGGGUACCGGUAAUGGAGCGGGCGCAGAUGAAGAUGACUUUAUGGUCGAAGCUCGCCAUCGACCAGCCCAGAACGGGUCCAAAAACAAGCGACAUGCUCCUGCUAGGAAUGGCGAAAGACCCAUGAAGAGGAUGAGGGAUCCCGCAGAGGUUGAGGGUUAUGCUCAACAAGGCGAAGUUGUUCAGGCGCCUAGUGUGCCGUUGACGGCGAAGAACAGGACCGAAGUCGUCACGAAGCCAAAGGCCAAGGUUGUCGCGUUCUAGUUGCAUAUAUGAUACAUCAGAUAUUGGGUUUUGUGCUGUAUGUAUUUCUUAU
This is a messenger RNA of Cryptococcus deneoformans JEC21, 1186 nucleotides long. RefSeq lists its product as hypothetical. NCBI's taxonomy places the organism in Eukaryota, Fungi, Basidiomycota, Tremellomycetes, Tremellales, Cryptococcaceae. The transcript is spliced from 3 exons. The record is from RefSeq and is a predicted model, not a curated record. Gene Ontology annotation, molecular function: nucleic acid binding; zinc ion binding. Bases 49 to 1134 code for a protein of 361 amino acids.